Molecule: messenger RNA, 277 nt
Organism: Staurois parvus
Lineage: Eukaryota; Metazoa; Chordata; Amphibia; Anura; Ranidae
Source: the annotation of a GenBank genome assembly
AUGGGGCCCCUGUGUCCUUGCCCAAACUCAAAAAAGCCUAUGUCAGGGGCGGACUGACAACUCAUGGGGACCCCGGGCAAUAGGGGAUCAUGGGGCCCCUGUGUGCUUGCCCAAACUCAAAAAGCCUAUGAAAAAGGUACUAGGGGCAUCUCAUGGGGCCCCCUACUGACCCUGGGCCCUCGGGCAGUGCCCGAGCUUCCAAAUGGUCAGUCCGUCCCUGCUUGUACCACAUUUGGUAGAACCUGACCACUGCAAACUGGAAACAACCAACAAGAGC